GACGAGGGAGGUCGACGCGCUCUGCUCCGGUACCUCGCACGGUGCGAUUAUAUAUAAAUAUAUAUAUAUAUAUAUAUAUAAUACCCAAUAGACUAUAGAUUCAAUUUGAUUAUACAAGAUAUGUAAUCAUGGUGAGGUCACGUGGCACCGCACGGAACCAAAGACAACAAUUAUGCCGUUGUAUAUUAUUUUAUAUUUAUGGAAAAGUUCUCUGGCUAAAGUUAAGUACGUGUAGCUGAAAGUUGUUUCUAAAUAUAAUAUUACAUACGACUAAAUUUAUUAUGUUGGCGGCAAGAUAUUGGUGAAAUGAUUGAGUGAGAAGUGAUAAACAAAGGAUCUUAUACGCGAAUGAAUAGUCAUCAAAAUUCCAUUUAGGCGAAUACAAUAUUCAGGGCCAGAUGAAUUAAACAAAGUUUUUUUUUUCUCGAAACUGUCUACAAUAGAUGAACCUCAGUUCAUGUUGCGUCAGCCAAGUGUGUGUUUGUACACUGCCCCAUAACUGACUUCAACACUGCCGCCGUAACACGCUUUCCCACAUAUAUAUUUUCAUUCGAGGAAAACUUGACAAGAAUGUAUACAAUUUGCGUAGCUUAAGCUGCUGGAAAUGAGGAUUUUAUAGUGUGGUGAGAUGAUGAUAGAGGCAAGUAACACAAGAGUGGCCGCGAGGGCCUCACUGGCCUGGUGCCCGCUUACCCAACAUGUGACAAGCUCAACCUUCUACGAACUAAUAGGCAUAAUGGAAUCCCCAUAAAAAACAAUACAAAAAUUGAAUGAUCCUUGUACUCCUGGGCCGAGGCGUGUUUGGGUUGUAAAUAAUCUCGUGGCAGCGGAUCUCGUAUUUUUUAUAUGAAAAAUAUGAAUGCUUAAGAUGUCUUAGAUAGGAGAAACACGUAACUUCCGAGGUAACAAAAACUUUGACCAUCAGAACAGGUAGGCCAUUAGUACAAUGUAAGGCUCCUCGUCUGUCCAGCACCUUCAAACAAAGUAUAUAGUUCAUUCAUCUUGUACGACCCAGCCUGUAAACCCGUCCCAAAUACGAUGGAGCUCUUGGGCCCCGUCCUCGACUCCGAGAGGACCUGGAAUGUCAGUAGCAUCUAUGUCCGAGAUAUGGUGUGGAACGGCACCAGUCUCGAGUACGAGGAUCAGACGAUGAACAGCUCGUAUUCUGGGGUGACGAACGGAACGAACGUCACUGAAGAGUGGGAGGAGAACAAGUACAACCUCCCAUGGUGGCACCAGCUGAUAUGGUCUGUGUUCUUCGGUGGUAUGGUGGUGGUGGCUACUGGAGGCAACCUCAUUGUCAUCUGGAUAGUGAUGGCUGACCGUCGCAUGCGUACUGUUACUAACAUCUUCCUGGUGAACCUCUCCGUGGCCGACGCUAUGGUAUCCACCCUCAACGUGGUCUUCAAUUUUACCUACAUGCUGAACCUUCACUGGCGCUUCGGGAGGAUCUACUGCAAGAUCAGUCAGUUUGUGUCGAUACUCUCCAUCUGCGCCUCCGUCUUCACCCUCAUGGCCAUCUCCUUCGACAGAUACAUAGCCAUCAUGCACCCGCUGCGGCCGCGGAUGGGACGGAAGGCGACAAUAAUGAUCGUGGUGUGGAUCUGGGUGUCGUCCACCUGCCUCUCCAUGCCCAACAUGCUCUUCUUCACCACGGCGGCGCUGCCUCUCAGGGACGGCAGUGAGAGAGUCGUCUGCUACGGUGCCUGGCCGGACGGCGACCAGGGAGACAGUUACUCCGAGUAUGUACAUACAGUGGUGUUGAUGGUGUUGACCUACAUACUACCCUUGCUGUGUAUGGGGUUCACGUACGCGAGGAUCGGCUUGACGCUGUGGGGCAGCCGCAGCAUUGGGGAGCAGACGCCGCGGCAGGUGGAGAGCAUCAGGUCGAAAAGGAAGGUGGUGAAGAUGAUGAUUGUGGUCGUGACGAUAUUCGCCAUCUGUUGGCUGCCCUAUCAUGUCUGCUUCAUCCUCUUCAAUCUGAUGCCAGAGAUCGCCCACACUGACUACAUCCAGGAGACCUACCUGGCCAUCUACUGGCUCGCUAUGUCCAAUUCCAUGUACAAUCCCAUGAUUUACUGCUGGCUUAACAACAGGUUCCGCAACGGGUUUAAGAAGGUGUUCUCCGGGUGGUGUCCCUGCGUCCACUACGAGAGGGACCCGACAGAGGUGACCCGCGUCCACACUACCAGGUUCUCCUGCUCUGGGUCGCCUGAAACCCUCCACCGGAUAGCCUGCGAUGGUUCAUCACACAUCUCCAUGAAGACAUACGUGACGGACACAGGUGGUGGAGGUGGUGGCAGCAACGGUGCCAGACAGCAGCAGCCGCCGGUCAGGGUGUCCAACGGUGCCAACGCCAGGAAGGCCACCAACGGUGCCAACGCCAGGAACUACGGUGGUACCUUCAACGCACCAAAGGUCUCCAAGUACGCCGCUGUCUCCUACCAGUACGUCUAAGGCCUCCAGCGGACCUCCUCAACUAGUCCUCAAGAAAAUAUUGACCGUGCUGAGACUUGGGUCAAUACUUGAUAUAUAAAAUGUUAUCAAAGAGACUGGAUGAUAAUGGGAGAUAUUUUGUAUAUGUCGGGGCAAGAACGGAAUGGGGCCGAGUUAUAACUCUGGAUGCCGGUUAAGUCAAAAUUUUUAUAUCAAUGGUUUCUAAUUUUGUAAAUUAACAUUGUAUUGGGUCCCUGUUUAGAGAGGACUUCGGGUAUAAGAACCAACUGACCAACAGCUGGUUACUGUAUUCAUGUUCUGCAGUGUUCUAUACAUGUUCCACACCAGGGGGCAGGAGGGUACACUGAUAUGGUCCACACCAGGGGGUAGGAUGGUACACUGAUAUGGUCCACACUAGGGGGUCAGGAGUACACUGAUAUGGUCCACACUAGGGGGUCAGGGGUACACUGAUAUGGUCCACACUAGGGGGUAGGAUGGUACACUGAUAUGGUCCACACCAGGGGGCAGGAGGAUACACUGAUAUGGUCCACACCAGGGGGGUAGGAUGGUACACUGAUAUGGUCCACACUACGGGGUCAGGAGGAUACACUGAUAUGGUCCACACCAGGGGGCAGGGGGGUACACUGAUAUGGUCCACACCAGGGGGGUAGGAUGGUACACUAAUAUGGUCCACACUAGGGGGUCAGGAGGAUACACUGAUAUGGUCCACACCAGGGGGCAGGGGGGUACACUGAUAUGGUCCACACUAGGGGGUCAGGGGUACACUGAUAUGGUCCACACUAGGGGGUCAGGGGUACACUGAUAUGGUCCACACCAGGGGACAGGGGGGUACACUGAAAUGGUCCACACUAGGGGGUCAGGGGUACACUGAUAUGGUUCACACUAGGGGGGCAGGAGGAUACACUGAUAUGGUCCACACCAGGGGGCAGGAUGGUACACUGAUAUGGUCCACACUAGGGGGUCAGGGGUACACUGAUAUGGUCCACACUAGGGGGUCAGGGGUAUACUGAUAUGGUCCACACCAGGGGACAGGGGGGUACACUGAUAUGGUCCACACCAGGGGGCAGGAGGGUACACUGAUAUGGUCCACACCACGGGGCAGGAGGAUACACUGAUAUGGUCCACACCAGGGGGCAGGAUGGUACACUGACAUGGUCCACACCAGGGGGGUAGGAUGGUACACUGUUAUGGUCCACACCAGGGGGCAGGAGGGUACACUGAUAUGGUCCACACCAGGGGGCA
Procambarus clarkii (red swamp crayfish) is the source of this 3699-nucleotide messenger RNA. Its product is annotated as tachykinin-like peptides receptor 99D. NCBI's taxonomy places the organism in Eukaryota, Metazoa, Arthropoda, Malacostraca, Decapoda, Cambaridae. Gene Ontology annotation, molecular function: tachykinin receptor activity. Gene Ontology annotation, biological process: G protein-coupled receptor signaling pathway. Gene Ontology annotation, cellular component: plasma membrane. The record is from RefSeq and is a predicted model, not a curated record.